UUCGCCAUGAGCCUGGGAAGUUGCUGCCCGUCUCUCUGAAUGAAGAUUGAGUUUUACUCCAGAUUGCAGCUUUCUUCCUCUGUCUAAACAUCUGCAGACAUGCGGAAAGAAAUCUGAAAGCACAUGAUACAUCAACUUCUGACAGAUCCACUUAAUUCAUUGGGACUUGAAUAUCAGCAGCUAUUCAAAUCGAGAAGAAGUGCUUACUUUUAUCUGCUUGAGAGGUUUCGGACACUGGUGUGGCAGGAAGAAUAUGGAGACAUCCGAGUGAGGGAGAUUCAGUGCGCUGUCUGCGAAAUGUGCUUCAAACCGUUUACUCAGCUUAGGAGAUCAAACUGACACCACUCACGGUGGGGAGUAACUGCGUACACAUUCUGUUUGUAAUUCCAAACUCGGAGCAAUUCAAGGAAAGCUCCCCCAAUGGGGAAACCAUGGAAAUGUGGGGACUGUGGGAAAGGAUUCCCUUCCCCAUCAGUGUUGGAAACCCACAGACGCAUUCACACUGGGGAGAGACCGUUCACUUGCUCAGUGUGUGGGCAGGCAUUCAGUCAGAUGGGUCAUCUGCAGAAGCACCAGCGGAUCCACACGGGAGAGAAGCUGUUCACUUGCCCCAUGUGUGGGAAGGGAUUUGCUCACUCAUCUGCACUGCUGAUCCACAACAGUGUCCACACCAGGGAGAAGCCGUUCACCUGCUCUCAGUGCGGGAAGGGGUUUGUGAAUUCUUCCAACCUGCGGACUCACCAGCGGGUCCACACCGGAGAGAGGCCAUUCACAUGCUUGGUGUGUGGGAAGGGGUUCGCUUAUUCAUCUGCACUGCUGAUCCACAAGCGGGUCCACACAGGGGAGAGGCCAUUCACCUGCUCUCAGUGCGGGAAGGGGUUCAUUGAUUCUUCUGGCCUGCUGACCCACCAGCGGGUCCACACCGGGGAGAAGCCGUUCAUCUGCUCAGUGUGUGGGAAGGGAUUCAUUGAUUCUUCCAGCCUACGGACCCACCAGCGGAUCCACACUGGGGAGAGGCCAUUCACCUGCUCAGAGUGUGGGAAGGGAUUCAGUCAUGUGGGCCAUCUGCAGACACACCAGCGGGUCCACACGGGAGAGAAGCCGUUCAUAUGCCCUGUGUGCAGGAGGGGGUUCACUGAGUCAUCUAAACUCCUGAUCCACCAGCGGGUCCACACUGGGGAGAAGCCUUUCAUCUGCUCAGUGUGUGGGAAGAGAUUCAGUCAGACGGGACAUCUGCAGAGGCACCAGCGGGUUCACACGGGAGAAAAGCCGUUCACGUGCCCCGUGUGCGGGAGGGGGUUCACUGAGUCAUCUACACUGCUGACCCACCAGCGGGUCCACACACGAGAGAAGCCUUUCACCUGCUCAGAGUGCGGGAAGGGAUUCAGUCGGUUGGGUAACCUGCAGACGCACCAGCGGGUCCACACUGGGGAGCGGCCAUUCACCUGUCCCGAAUGCAGGAAGGCAUUCCGUCACGUGAGCAACUUGCGGACUCACCAACGGGUCCACACGGGACAGAAGCCAUUCACCUGCCAGAGUGCGGGAAGGGAUUAAUCGAUUCCUCCGGCCUGCAACUGAAUGAGCGGGUCCACACUGGGGACAGCCCUCUCACCAUCUGAGACGGUGGGUGGGUAGUGUGUGCACUUUGACCUUGAGCCAUUUUUAAAAACAGCUACAUUUUGUACACCUUUUUGCUGGGGAGAUCUGAAGCAGUAACAAAGCUGGGUCGCAAUAAAGGUUACUUGAACUUCCCAUCGUACUCUGACCUUGAAAUCUAUGCAAUCUAACAGGCUUUUGUUUCAAAGCUGCUCAUUUCUUUCAGUCUCCAGCACUAAGUUUCCACUGUCAUGUAUCAGAAGAAGCAGUGAAUGAGUAGUUAGUGUCAUCAGAAAUUGUAAUUGUUUUCAGGAGUGCAGGUAACCCAUUGCUUCAUUGGCGUUGUAAAAUUUACUGGCAGCACCGGGGGAGGUGAGAGCUGUGUUCACUGGAAAUUAUGUGGAAGAGCCCGUGUUGGACUGGUGGUGGACAAAGUUAAAAAUCUCACAACACCAGGUUAUAUUUCCAACAGGUUUAUUUGGAAGCACUAGCUCUCGGAUCACUGCUCCUUCAUCGGUUAGCUAUGGAGCAGAAUCACAAGAAACAGAAUUUAUAGCAAAAGAUUACUGUCAUGCAACUGAUACCAUAUAAUGAACAAAUCUAGAAUGCGGUUAAGUCUUUCAUCUUUUAGAAUGGGUUGCAAGUUUUGGUUCAUUUAGUAUGUUAAUCCCAGAGCUUCUUUUCAAGUAAUAUUCUUGACAUACCUCGUUUUUUUAAAACCUGAAUCUCAGCUAAGAAAAUGUAUGAAGUUAGAGUCUG
This is a messenger RNA of Hemiscyllium ocellatum (epaulette shark), 2355 nucleotides long. Its product is annotated as zinc finger protein 239-like. The transcript is spliced from 2 exons. NCBI's taxonomy places the organism in Eukaryota, Metazoa, Chordata, Chondrichthyes, Orectolobiformes, Hemiscylliidae. Gene Ontology annotation, biological process: regulation of transcription by RNA polymerase II. The record is from RefSeq and is a predicted model, not a curated record. Bases 421 to 1554 code for a protein of 377 amino acids. Gene Ontology annotation, molecular function: DNA-binding transcription factor activity, RNA polymerase II-specific; RNA polymerase II cis-regulatory region sequence-specific DNA binding.